Molecule: messenger RNA, 746 nt
Organism: Vicia villosa (hairy vetch)
Lineage: Eukaryota; Viridiplantae; Streptophyta; Magnoliopsida; Fabales; Fabaceae
Exons: 7
Coding region: 153-716 (187 amino acids)
Biological process (GO): maturation of SSU-rRNA from tricistronic rRNA transcript (SSU-rRNA, 5.8S rRNA, LSU-rRNA); positive regulation of transcription by RNA polymerase I
Cellular component (GO): 90S preribosome; t-UTP complex; small-subunit processome
Molecular function (GO): snoRNA binding
Source: RefSeq, a predicted model, not a curated record
AGUUCAUUGAUGAUAGUUGGCUUGCUUGGAAAUAAAGCUGCAUUGGCUCCUAAACUUUUGAAUAGUUUGAUAGGUUCAGUUGCCGAGGUUGCUCGGGAGGAGGCUAAAGAGUCGACAGAUCUUCAUAUAUUCAUUGGUUUCGGUUGUCCCUUAUGGCCUUAAUCAAUCUUGUCCAGUCCCAAAAUGUUGAAAUACUUCCAAUAAAGGCCUUGGAGGUUUUAAAGGAACUAAGGGAUUUGCCAGUGGUUUUACUAGAAUUGUCUAAGGAGUUCAACAUUGAAAAGUUUCUUGUUGUUUUAUUGGACUCCUUAAUUGACUGCUGUUCUAAAGAUGAAUACUGCCAGCAGGCUUUGCUGUCCUUGAUAGAAAAGGUCCCCAUAAAUGAUUAUGUUCAUCGCGUCGUCACCAAAAUCCUAUCAACUUGUGUGAAACUAUCCCAAAAAGUUGACGACUCAAUAUCUUUGAUGUCAGCUGGAUGGGCAAAGAAGAUUCUGAUAAUUGUUAUACAAAGUAUCCGUUUGAACUUCGUGGAGCAGUUAAUCAUUUCCUUCAGAAUAACAAAUCACAUUCAAAGAAAGACGAUUCACUGUAUAAGAUUUUAUGCAAGAUGUUGGAUGGUAAUCUGGAUUCACCAUCUGAUAUCUCAGAGUCUUAAGUUUGCUUUGCCUUGUAUCAUCCAAAGGCUGAUGUUAGAUGAACUACACUGCGUGGUAUAAAUUCUUCUGGCAUCUUGAAAAACGAAGCAU